Messenger RNA from Chelonoidis abingdonii (Abingdon island giant tortoise), 2443 nucleotides. RefSeq names its product potassium channel tetramerization domain containing 14 (gene KCTD14). Gene Ontology annotation, molecular function: protein binding. The record is from RefSeq and is a predicted model, not a curated record. Gene Ontology annotation, biological process: protein homooligomerization. Lineage: Eukaryota; Metazoa; Chordata; Testudines; Testudinidae.
UGUCAAACCUGUAAGCUUUGGCACAGCAGCACCUGAGCAAACUUGCGCCCUUAGGACAGUGGCUGGACUGGAGUUACAUACAGAAGCCGAGAACAGAUCUGAGCCACUGCACAGAAGCUGAGGGAGAAUUAGAGAGGGGAGCCUGGAGCUAUCCUUUACCCCUUGGCAGAAGCCGGGAGAGAGUCAGAGAGAAGUCCAUGAUCUGAGUGCCAAGCAGCAAGUUCCUGUUGUAUCUCUGAGCCUCCCGCUCCCUUUCUUUGCCUUGCAGGCCUGGGGGAGAUGAGCAGUUCAUCAGAGCACCAAUCCGUUCGGAAACAAGUCACGAGCAGUCUACAAACGCUGUCACCGAUCGUGGAGUUAAACAUUGGCGGGGAGGUGUACACAACAACGCUAAGCACCCUGAAGAAAUACCCUGGCUCCAAGCUGGCAGACAUGUUUACUGGCCAGCCCAAGCUCAGGACUGACUCAGAGGGGAGGUUCUUCAUUGACAGGCCAGGCACCUAUUUUAAGUACAUCUUGGAAUACCUCCGCAGUAACCAGGUGCCCACCCAGUGCAUCCAGGACGUGUAUAAAGAGGCACUGUUCUAUGAUAUCGAGCCUCUGGUCAAGCAGCUGGAGGACUCCCCUCAGAUUUUUGGGGAGGUGGUGGCAAGGAAGCAGUUUCUGGCCCGUGUGCCCUACUACAGUGAGAACAUUGAGCUGAUGAUUCGCAUCGCCCGGGCAGAGGCGGUAGCAUCCCGUCACUCCAGCGUCACAGUGUGUGUGGUCAGGACCGAGGAGGAUGCAGCCAAGUGUCACAACGCCCUGAACAGCUUGGACAUGGAUAAGAAAUCGGUGGUGAAGUUCGGCCCCUGGAAGGCGACGCCGGGCAUUUCUGACCUUUUGGAUUGCAUUAAAAUGGACAUUGAAACCAAAGGAUACAAGAUUUCCUUCCAGCCCCACGUCACAGAGAAAGGCUUUCGGUUCAAAUCCUACGAUUUCUUCUACAAAUUUCUGUUCACCUGGUGGUAGCAAAAGGGAACUCUUAGCAGUGAUUUUUAAAUGGCUAUUAAAAUAAAUAGACUUCUGUUAUUUUAAUACAGAGACUCUCUCAGCAAUCAGAUUCUGGGAUCUGGCCAAACUGCACACCUCACAAGUUGAGAUGUGUGCGCAGUGGGGGUGUUAAGCCUCCCCACCCUCAUGCUAUUCCAAAACUGAGUCAAUCGUAUACAGGCCUGGUCUUCCAGUGUAAGUCAGAGCAGCCUUAGACUGAUUGCUAACUGCCCUGAGGGGCAGAAACCACAGUUGGGACCAGAGUAAUAUAGGGUGCCCUGGCCUCAUCCACUUUACUCUGAUCUCAUUCUGUGCAAGCAGCCAGGGCUGGGAGUAGUGUUGCCUCUACACCAGCUCUGGGGCAAUUGUCCUCGGAUUGAAUUAACCAGAUUUACAGCCAGAAACAAUGGUCAGUGUAGUACAAAGUAGCCUUAUUGGAGGAUCUGGAACAGAAUUUUUACUGUUGCUACACAUAUACAAUAAUAGGCAGAAAGAACUUGGCUUGGAUUCCAGAUCCCUGGUCGUGUUUGCAGUACUGGGGGGAAAUCAUCUUUGUAAAGCAGCAAAUCAGGUCUGGAAGUGUCAUUGAGAGAGAAUAAAUAUGGGAGUACACCAAGUCCUUAGUCUGAAUAUAGCUUCACUCUUAAGGGUACGUCUGCUCUUGGAGCUAGGGACGGAGUGUAUGAUUCCCAGCUCGAGGAGACAUACCCAUGCUAGCUGUGAUUGAACUAGCAUGCUCAAAGUACAAUGUAGUGAGAGUGGCGGGAGGGGCUAACCGCCCUGAGGACAUACCCCUCCGAGACCCUAGAAACAUACUCAGGGUGGCUAACCAGCAUGCAGCUCACCCUGCUGCGGCUACAUUCUAUUUUUAGUGGACUAGCUCAGUGGGAGUUCAUGCAGGAGGGUAUCACACGGCCCCAGCUGCAAGUGCAGACAUACUCACUGGUCUCUCAGCUACAGCUGUGCACGAUCAAUGAUAUGGCUUCCGUUGAAGGAGUUACAUGAGCACAUGCAACUCAGGGGCAGCUGGUGAACUCUGGGGCAAAUGGGGCAUAGCAGAAACCCCCAGGGCUCCUGCACACCACAAAGCUGCCCUCCCACACUUAGCCCCAGAACUCUGGGUGCUCUUCUCUUCCUCCUCAUUCCCACCUUGCUUAACUCUGGCCUCUGAAGUCUCCCUCCUCCCCACUCCCUUCACCUGAAUUUCUCCUUACUCCUCCAGCCCCUGAUCCCCAUUAGUCCCAAGCCCCUGAGGCAUCUUCACCUCCUAGGCCAGGAGUGACUGACCGAUUUACCCACUUAGUAGAGUGGCUCUUCUCCUGAGCCUCUUGCCUUUCUUCUUAUUCCCUAGGGGGAGGGAUAGCUCAGUGGUUUGAGCAUUGACCUGCUAAACCUAGGCUUGUGAGUUCAA